Messenger RNA from Rhopalosiphum padi (bird cherry-oat aphid), 1878 nucleotides. RefSeq lists its product as uncharacterized. Lineage: Eukaryota; Metazoa; Arthropoda; Insecta; Hemiptera; Aphididae. The record is from RefSeq and is a predicted model, not a curated record. Bases 224 to 844 code for a protein of 206 amino acids. The transcript has 2 exons.
UAUCCUAAACAAGGAAAUCUCUAUGAAGGUUAUUGACGUUUGAUAUACGUACCUACAACGCAUAUGUGCGCGUUCGUCGAAUAUUUUAUAAACAUUACAUUUUUUUUUUUAAAUUAAAUAGGUGUAAACUUCAGGUAGACAAAAAAACGUUUAAUACUGACGAAUAUAAUAUAGUUGACGUUUAAAUACCCUGUUGGAUCACGGAUGUGACAUGUGAAUAACCAUGAAAGUGCACAUGAUGUUCGCACUCUGCGCUCUGAUGAUACCUUAUUUGCCCCUGCAGUGCCGGUGCAACUGUUGUCUAGACACGGUGAUCAAGUCAAUUUUCCAGACGUUCAACCCCAGCGUGGAAGCUGGUCCCGAGCGGAUAAUCAGCCGACACCGGUACGACGACGGCUUCAUGCCCGAAUAUCCCGCGGCAGUCAUCGGUCACGACGGGAAAUGGGUCAAGCCACACGACGACGACUACGACGAUGACGACGAUAGCGGAAGCGUGCCGUCAGCCGAUUACGUGGACGAUGGUGCGAGUUCUGGAAGCGGUACAAGUAGUGGCAAGGGCGGCGGUGGUAAAAGUGGCGAUAGUGGCGGGCGUCGGCUGGGAUACUCCAUCCAGCAACAUAAAUCCGACGCGGCUGUCGCUGCCGCUUCUGCAGGUUCCGGCCCGGUGACGCGGCCCGACGACUAUCGUCCCUUUUCGGAUUUCAUCGUCAGCGUGCUCCAAACGGUUCAGCUGACACCCCAAGCGAUACUCAAAAAGUCCAAAGGCAAAUCCGACGAAGCCCGGGCCGCGAAGACGACGACUGUGCAGCCGGAAAGCCACGACCGCAUCCCAGGAACGUGGUAACGAAACUCGGCGACGGAUGUGGGUGAGCAUAAUGAACCGGUCAUAUUGCAAUUGGUUUCAUCGGCCUUUCUUAUAUUAUAUUACAUAUUGUAUAUACUCGUGUGGGCUUACGAAAAAUGCACACUCUUCCGCCCUCGACCCUCGCAAACGCUAAUGUUGCGACGAUAUAAUAAUAUACUCGUAAUUUUUGAUUAUAUUUAAAAUUAAUGUAUGUGUACGUGGUUAUAUUAUUAACGUACGUUUUAGUUUAGUGUAUUUGAUGGCAACUUUAUACAUAACAUAUUAGUAUAUUAUACAUUAUUAUAAAUGGCUUAGUAAAACAAAAAGAUUAUGUUAAUUUUUAAUGUAACUUCUAUCGUGUAAACAUAUAUGACUACGAUAAUAGGAAUACCCAAGGUUGUUUCGCUGCUGUAGUCGAUUUACAACGCGAACGAAACUUUAUAAUUUAUCUUUUAAAAUUGUAUUCAAAUUCCAACUUUUGUUCGAUGAAGAUUUGUUCGUAUACAUAAUGUGUACAAAAUGUGUUUACGCUGUUUGCGUUUAUUUAUUUAAUUUUCGGCUCGAAGGUCGAGACGAAAGUAUGCAUAUUUUAAUAUUUGUAAUGAACAAGUUAUUGUACUAAUUCGCGCGGACUACCAGCGCAUUUAAUAUUUACUAUAUUAUAAUAUUGUAUAGGUAUGUUGAAAAAAACGUUCGACAGAAAAAACAAUCAACAUCUCGCCGAUGUUUGUUCGAUACGUCAUGCUUACUUUAUAAUAAACCACGAUGCACAUUUAAUUUAAGUCAGUAUAUUAUUAUUAUAUAUAUAAAUACAUCAUAUUAUUAUAAUUGUACACUGGUAUAUGUAUAGUUGUCACAUUGUUAUUAUACUCGUAGUUUCAGGUUUUUUUAUACUAACUCGGUUUGUGCCAUUGUUUCCCAUUUAAAAUUGUUUACAAUUGUAAUAUUAUACAUCGUAUACAUUUUACUAGCUUAUUCAUAUUACCUAAUACCUUACUGUUUGAAAAUAAAACAUAAUCGAGUAAAGACCCAAA